ACAUCCAAGAUGGAGACUACCGAGGGUUCGCAAGGACAUUUUCAGGACUAUCAACAAGUUUUAUCAACUUUGGAGGCAUUGAAUGGACAGAGAUCAUCAUCAAAGCUGUGCGAUGUAAUUUUGCAAGUAUCAGAUGAAAAAAUAUUUGCCCACUCUAAUGUUCUAGCAGCAGCAAGCCCAUAUUUUGAUUCGGUAUUCAGUGGUCAGGAUCUCCCGAGGGCUUUUUCACAAAAAACUCCACAAAUCAUAGAAAUUCACAUUGAUGGACCCUCGGACCCAGGCUAUACAGAAGCAUUACAUAAAGUGGUGGACUUUAUGUAUACAAGUCGUAUACAGCUAGACAGCAAUGUACUUGUGCAAGUGCUUGAAAUAGCUAGGAUUAUGCAGAUGUCUAGAAUUAUAGACUUCUGUGAUUUAUACCAGCAAGGAUGUAUAUCAUAUGAAAUUGGUGAGCCCAUAACAUCUUCUCCACUUCUAUCUAAAGUUGCUUGCGACAUUUCUACUCAAACUAGUGACGGCACUGUCAAAAAUGGAAAAGAAAUAGUUAUUUACAAUGAGAACGCCACAGAUGAGAUAUGGGUAUUUAAAAAGGACUUGAAUAGCAAAGCUGUGGUUUUGAAUAACAGAGAAAGUUUUAAACGUAAAAGAGGCAGGCCAAGAAAGAAACAAAGAGAUGAUAAUUUGUGUAAUGAUGAGGUCAACACUGAUACUAUUGGUGGUCAAGGGCAAGCACUUAUUACAUGUGCAUUGAAAGAGGAGCAGAAAGAAAGCAGUUAUUCUGAGAAAGAAAAUGACAAUAUGAGCAGUAAUUGUACAGCUUUUGAAGGGAAGCCUAAUGAAACACUGCUUAAGGCCUCACUAGAACCAUCUGUGAGAGUAAGUAAACAUGGUAGAAUUAUAAAACCAAAGAAAUUUUCUGACGAUAUGAUUAAUUUUAUUAAAGAUGAGCCUAUAAGUGAUACAGAAAAUGAGGAAAAUAAAGUACACGAUAGUGUCUUAACAAGAAAUACUCAGCAAAAUAGUGAUACAGGAAAUAUAACUGAUACAGAUAUUGUUGACAAUCUGGUGAAAAAAUUUGCAUGUGAACUUUGUGAAUACGUGACACAAGACAUGAAAGAGUUAAAUGAGCAUCAUAGAGAUCACUUACAUGCUGAGAAGAAGUGUAGUUACUGUGGUUGGAUCUGUGAGAAUUCAGAUGUGACAAAUGAAGAAUUCAUGGAGCAUGUGAAUAAUCACAAAGGUUCAACAUUGUAUUUCUGUACUUUUUGUCCUCAAAGGUUUAACACUAAAGCUAAGUUAUAUCAACAUUUACCAAAGCAUUCAAAAACGAAACCUUAUGGUUGUGAUAUUUGUGGAGCAGGGUUUAAGUGGAAACAUGCCUUAAAAGCCCACAUGACAGUUCAUAAAGAUUCAAAGGAUUACCUUUGUGAUAUUUGUGGAUUUGCAACUGCUCAUAAAUCUCAGUUGAAAGCCCACCAUCUAAUUCAUACAGGUAAUACAUUUAAAUGUACUCAACCAGAUUGUGAGUAUCAGACAACAAAGCGUAGUAAUUUAAAAUUUCAUAUGAUGACUCAUUCUCGCGAAAAGCCUCAUCAGUGUGAAUUGUGUGGACAAUCAUUUUCUCUAGUGAAGAAUAUGAAACGUCACAUGUUACUGCAUGCAAAUGAUCGUCCAUUCCGAUGUGAUUGUUGUAGUUUUAGUACAACAAGAUUUGAUAAACUAAAAGAACAUUAUUUUAAGCAACAUAAAAUUGGUGAAAAACCAAAAAGGAAAGUUAGAUUGACAGAAUACCUGAAAAUGCAAGAAAUGGUAGAUAAUUUAGAAACUGGGCAGUUGACUAGUGAGCAAAUUGAAGCUGAAGUUUUAAAUAUACCUGUUGGAGAAGAAAUGGAGACUAUAGAGUUACAAGUAUCUGAAGAUACAAAUGGAUUAGCAACUACACAAAUUGUUAAUGUUACUAGCUCAACUGGUGAAGCUAUUCCAAUAGCUAUCACUCAAAAUGGUGGAGAAAUUUCAUAUGAAAUUCAGCAGAUACCUGUGCAGAUUAUUACCCAAGAAAUAGUCACAGAGUGAAAAUGUUGUCAUUAAUAGUGGGUUCACAUUGUAGCUACAUUUUUAUGCAAUUUGACUAAAAGCAUAACAUGCACAAAAGAAAGUGCUGCAUACUAAAAACAAGAAUUUAAAUUGCAACCAUUUAAUUUCACAGUAAAAUUUGUUAUUCCAUGUGUACAUGUAAUUGUAUUUAUUUAUACUAUAGGGCAGGGCAAUUUUUGACACCUGAUAUAUAGAAUAUUACUUUUGUAAAAAAAAUCAAGUAAGUAAGAGACAAUGCUUUAAUCUAGUAGUUUAGACACAGAGUUCUAGACUUUAAAGUUAAAAUCACCAUGUAGCAAAGUAUACAGACAGUUUAACUAAAAAUAGGAGAAUGAACUAUAGAAAGAAAGGAAGGGUCAUACUGUAUUAGAAAGGAAGGGACAUACUGUAUAUAAUAAAAUUAAUAAUAUGAAAUAAAUAAUAGUUGAUAUUACUAUGAUUUAACUGUAUUUUGUGUAUCAAAAUAAUAAUGACAAUUGAAUGACAUAAUUUUUGAUCUAGAUAAAUUUUAAUCUCUUCCUUUUCUGGCAGAAUUUUCUAGUAAUUACACCAGUGAUCUAAGUUGUAAAAAGCUAACAUGUCUACCAUUUUUGCCGUUAUGAAUGAAGGUGGAAAUUCUUAUGCUACUACAAGAAAAAGUGCUAAACGAAAGUAUUAGUUUUUGUAAUUUAUUCUUCCCAAAAAAAUGAUAAAUAUGUGAAUCCACAAAAUAUGUAUAACAUGUUAUGAUGUAUACAAUAUGAUGUUAUGAGAUAAAAUUAUCCUUAAAAGA
Ruditapes philippinarum (Manila clam) is the source of this 2866-nucleotide messenger RNA. Its product is annotated as myoneurin-like. The coding region runs from base 10 to 2073 and encodes 687 amino acids. Gene Ontology annotation, biological process: negative regulation of transcription by RNA polymerase II; regulation of immune system process; regulation of cytokine production. The record is from RefSeq and is a predicted model, not a curated record. Gene Ontology annotation, cellular component: nucleus. The transcript is spliced from 2 exons. Gene Ontology annotation, molecular function: RNA polymerase II transcription regulatory region sequence-specific DNA binding; protein binding; DNA-binding transcription factor activity, RNA polymerase II-specific. Lineage: Eukaryota; Metazoa; Mollusca; Bivalvia; Venerida; Veneridae.